Molecule: messenger RNA, 903 nt
Organism: Rosa rugosa (rugosa rose)
Lineage: Eukaryota; Viridiplantae; Streptophyta; Magnoliopsida; Rosales; Rosaceae
Product: probable transcription factor At5g28040
Exons: 1
Coding region: 1-903 (300 amino acids)
Biological process (GO): regulation of DNA-templated transcription
Cellular component (GO): nucleus
Source: RefSeq, a predicted model, not a curated record
AUGCCGUGGCCAUUGCUAAAAUGGAUCAUGUAUACUUCUUCGUCGUCUUCGUCUUCCUCUGAAGAUUUCAGUGACGCCGAAGAUGAAGGGAUAAGUAAGAAGGGCAAUGAUCAUCGUCGUGAUCCCAACAAACAAGGAGAACAAAAUCACGAUGACCACUCCGAUGAAGAUGACUUUUCCUACGAACCCCAGGAAGACGAGACCUCCAACUCCUCCGACUAUACUUUCACAAUCAACGAACCGCGCAGAAAACGACGUCGCAUUGACAACAAGGAAGCCUCAACAAUUGUGAGUUUUAAACGCCGUAAGAGGAUUUGGAGCAAGGAGGACGAGCUAGAGCUCUUGAAGAAUUUCCUUGACUACAGAACCAGACCGAGGACGGCUAACGAAACCACGUCGUUUUACGACGAGGUUAACCCCAAGUUCAAGGACCAAUUCAGCAAGCGAAAGCUGGCCGAGAAGCUUGCAAGGUUGAAGAAGAAGCACCGCAACGUAGUAAACAAAAUGGUGAACAAUAAUGGGCAAGAGUUUCGCUUCAGAAACCCACACGACAGAGCCAUUUUCGAUAUUUCACAUAGGAUUUGGGCAGAAUCCCCUCUUUACAAUGUUCAGGAGAAGAACGUUGUGGUGGAUUCACACGAUGUGGGGAGUAGCAAAGCGUCGUUCGAUGAGAAGCAUAACAAUGGGGAUGAUGAGGGUAACACUGACGUGCGAGAAAUGAUAAUCGGGUUGGCGAGGAAUCCGAUACCGUUGAGUUUGAGUAACUAUGGAGGCCGUGGAGGAGAAGUGGUGGAUGAGAAGUGGAGGGAGCAGCAGAUACUGGAGUUGGAAGCGUACUCGAAGAGGUUGGAGUUGGUUCAACAUCAGGUUAAGGCAGCUUUGGAUGACUUGCGUUCCAAGUAA